This is a messenger RNA of Lymnaea stagnalis (great pond snail), 9922 nucleotides long. Lineage: Eukaryota; Metazoa; Mollusca; Gastropoda; Lymnaeidae. The record is from the annotation of a GenBank genome assembly.
AAGUCGAUAAUAUCACUGUUGUAUUUAGAGUGAACGUAGGUGAAUUAACUGAGCUCAACACAUCGAUCUUAGAAGUCUCCCUUGUGACCAAAACCGAGGUUCUUCCGGUACGUUACUGAAAACAUGUCUCAUGCUUUUCAGAUGUUAUUGUUAUAAUUACAUGUAUUAUCAUUAUUAGGUGGUUUUAUAUAGUGCAGUACCCUAGAGUAGGCCUAGCCUCACUGAUAUAGCGCAGUACUCCAGCCUAUGGCUAGGCUCACUGAAUCAUCGCAGUACCCCAACCUAGGGUUAGUCUCACUGAAUCAUCGCAGUACCCCAACCUAGGGUUAGUCUCACUGAAUCAUCGCAGUACCCCAACCUAUGGCUAGGCUCACUGAAUCAUCGCAGUACCCCAAACUAGGGUUAGUCUCACUGAAUCAUCGCAGUACCCCACCUAGGGUUAGCCUCACAGAAUCAUCGCAGUACCCCAACCUAGGGUUAGUCUCACUGAAUCAUCGCAGUACCCCAACCUAGGGUUAGUCUAACUGAAUCAUCGCAGUACCCCAACAUAGGGUUAGUCUCACUGAAUCAUCGCAGUACCCUAACCUAGGGUUAGUCUCACCGCGCUUCGCAUACAAAUUAAAAAUAAAAAAACAAAAACCAUUAAAAAAAACAAUUUGUAAAAAAAAAAAAAAAAAAACUUGACCUAACCCACCCAAGAACUAUCUACCCUUGUCCAGCCAUGGACAGCAGCCAGCAGAAUCGAGCGUUGUCUAUCAGUCAGAGGUGGGGGUGAGAGAGAAUGAAUCGGUAUAGUACAGUUUGAAGAGAUGGGUCUUGAGGUCAGUUUUUAAGGCUGUGAUGGGCAUAACAUUGUAGAUGUGUAAUGGGAGAGAAUUCCACUGUAUCUGCAUGCACGACAAUUUGUUUUUGUUUUACUUUCUUUAGAAGUUAUGAUACCAUAAAGAGAAAAAUACAAAACUGUUACCAACACUUUCGGAUCGUCUAACGUAGCCACUAACAAUAUCUAUUUGAAAAGAAUUGGUGAUUUUUGUUGUUGUUGGUCUCUAAACAUAUGUAUUAUCCGAAAUAUCGAUGAGAUUCUUGUAUGGAAAUAGUAAGCUCCAGCUACCCGAUUGGUACGCCCAAAAUGUCUGCCCUGGCCUUCUACAAAUAAGUGGCUGCAGAAAUGCGCUAAUGAAAUUAAGUUUAAAAUACAUUUCUUUCAAUUCACUAUCACCAAGCCGGCUACGAUUCUUCCAAAAGAAAGUAAACUUAAAAGGUAACAAUAAAUUCGACUUAGUUGAAAAUAUUUUCUCACUUCAUGAAUUUUUUUUUUUUUUUUUUUUUUUUUUUCUUUUUUUUUGUAUCGUAGGAAACCGUAACAACUCUGCAUAAGUGGACAGGUCUCCCGCCUGAUGACGUCAUCGUUCAAGGUCCCUGCACGGAGAUUCCAUUCAUUGCAAGUGUUUUCCUUCUGAGGUGCGUACUACUGGUACGUUGUGAAAUGGGACAAGGCCAUAUCCUCCUGACGAUGGACCACCACGGAGAUGUGUACAAAAGUACAAUCGCCGAGAUCCCAAAAGUGUACCGUAUGUCACAUUUUCUAAUAUAGAUAUCAUUAUUUUUAGUAUUAGUGUAGGGUGGUCAAUUGAGAGGUUUGGCGUUUGUCUGAGUCCCACCGAUUUGGGCUGUCGGAGUCCCACCGAUUUGGGCUGUCGGAAUCCCACUUAUUUUCGCUUUCGGAGUCCAACCGAUUUGGGCUGCCGGAGUCCAGCCGAUUUGGGCUGUCGGAGUCCAACCGAUUAGAGCUGUCCGAGUCCAACCGAUUUGUGCUGCCGGAGUCCAACCGAUUUGGGCUGCCGGAGUCCAACCGAUUUGGGCUGUCGGAGUCCAACCGAUUUGGGCUGUCGGAGUCCAACCGAUUUGGGCUGUCGGAGUCCAACCUAUUUGGGCUGUCGGACUCCAACCGAUUUGGGCUGUCGGAGUCCAACCGAUUUGGGCUGUCCGAGUCCAACCGAUUUGGGCUCAUUGGGCUGUCGGAGUCCAACCGAUUUGGGCUGUCGGAGUCCAACCGAUUUGGGCUGUCGGAGUCCAACCGAUUUGGGCUGUCGGAGUCCAACCGAUUUGGGCUGUCGGAGUCCAACCGAUUUGGGCUCUCGGAGACCAACCGAUUUGGGCUCUCGGAGUCCAACAGAUUUGGGCUGUCGGAGUCCCACCUAUUUGGGCUGUCGGAGUCCCACCUAUUUGGGCUGUUGGAGACGAGCAAAAUGUCGCCUACGCCGAUCAAAUGUUCCGGCGUCUAUUGCUUUCAUUGUGUCAUGGUCAAGUUUCUGACUCUGGUCAAUACAAUUCAAGUCCGACCUCCAAGCCCAACCCGCCCGUCAUGGAUUUUCAAACGCUACAUUUCUUAAAGAACUUUUCUUUAUCCCAAUAUAUUUUUUAUCAAAAUGAUUUCUAAAAAUAUUUUUAGAACAAAACUGAUACGAUACAAAUUUAAUGAAUGCUAAAAAAAUAAAUAUAUAUAUAUAUUUAAAAUUUUCUCAGAGGUCAAAACAAUUUUUUAUGUCUCUAAAUAGAAUUUCGUGAAAUUUUUAAUUUCAACAACAAAAAACAACAAAACAAUAUAACAAACGAAACAAUAUAACAAACGAAACAAUAUAACAAACGAAACAAUAUAACAAACAAAACAAUAUAACAAACGAAACAAUAUAACAAACGAAACAAUAUAACAAACGAAACAAUAUAACAAACGAAACAAUAUAACAAACGAAACAAUAUAACAAACGAAACAAUAUAACAAACGAACAAACAAAACAAAAAUCUAGAAAUCAAAAUAGAUUUUUAAAAAAUGAUCUUUGAGAAUGUUUUCUUAUGAUCCGUCACGCUAAUAAUGCCAUUUCCAUUUAAUGAUUGGUACGUUUGACGGGAAAGAGGUACACGUUCUGGCGUUUGAAGAAACUACUUUAAAUACAUUCUUUCCAUUUUGGUUGAAAAUACUUAAUCGUAUCUACUAUUUAUUCUUCUACAUUAAGCGAUGUGUAGCAGUGGUUAUUCCGAAAGGAAAGGUAUAUAGUCGUUGUAUUAUAUUUUGUAAUUGCUUUGCAUGUGGUCAUUGUAUGGUAUGUGGUCAUUGUAUGAUUUGUGAACAUUGCUUGGUACGUGUUCAUUGUAGUCCAUGGGUUUUUUUUGUAUGGUCAUUGUAUUGUGUGCGUUCGUUGUAAGGGAUAUGUUCAUUGUAUACAAUGUGGUCAAUGUAUUUGGCCAUUGUGGUGCAUGAUGUCAUUGUAUUGCAUGUGGUUAUGUUCAUCAUUUUAUUGCAUGUGGUCACUGCAUUGUAUGUGAUAAUUAUAAUGUAUGUGUUCAUUGUAUUGUAUGUAGUCAUUGCAUGCUAUAUGGUCAUUUUAUGGAAUGUAGUCAUUGUAUGCAAUGUGGUCAAUGUUUGGGAUGUGGCUGUUGUAUUAGGUGUGGUCAUUGUAAGUUAUGUGGUCAUUGUACGGUAUUUGGUCACUGUAUGCCAUACAUGUGAAAGAUGUAUUCUUUGCAGUGCAUCUCACAAUAACUUUUGAAAUUAUUUUUUUCUGUCAGCUAACUGAAAUGUUAUAUCAUCUAUUUUAGCAUAAUUAAAAUAACUACAAUUUAACCCACCUACAAGUGAAGGCUCAUAAGCAACUUUACUAGUCGUGUAUUAUAUAGGCCUCUGGGUGACAUAACUUUCACUGAGUUAUAACUUUUUAAUCUGUGUAUAAUUUUUACUUAGGAUAUAUAUAUAUAUAUAUAUGUGUACAGAUUAAUAUAUAAAUAUAUAUUAACAUAUAUAUAUAGACAUAAAAGAAUUUAAAAAAAAAAUUUACAUUGCGAAUUUUAGGAAUAACGUUCUAUAUCAGUGGUUCUCAACCUUUCUAAUGACGCGAUCCUUUAAUACAGUUCCUUAUGUUGUGGCAACCCCCCAACCACAAAAUUAUUUUCGUUGACCCUUCAUAACUGUAAAGUACAUGUGUUUUCAGAGGGUCUUAGGUGACCCCUGUGAAAGGGUCGUGCGAACACCAUAGGGGUCGUUACCCACAUGCUGAGAACCGCUGUUCUGUAUAUAUUUUGGGGCACUUAUGCAAUCCUUAAAUUUUAUUCCAUCAUAUUUUCUAUCAAGUCAUCCUUUCAUUUUUUUUUUAAGCAGCUGUUCUUUUUUAUUUUAUGGUGAUUAGCUUCUGUUUUAGGCAAUAUUUAUUUAACCGCUGUUUGUUCAUCUCCACAAUGACGCAAUCAAGUUGACAAUUACACAGUGAAGAUCGACGGGAAGGAGCUGCCACAACACGAUGACUGUUCCAUGACGUUUAAAGGAGAAGCCGAUCCUUUGCUGGAGUUUUGCUUCGAAAAACACAACUCCCAUAUAUCGCUGGAGAUAGCGAGAGACGGAAAACACUAUGCCAAGUCAACAAACCGCUGUGUGGAAGUAAAAGUAAACAACAAAGAGAAGCUGACUGAGUUUGAGUUCACAAGCCAUGACUCGUGUGGCGUGCGUGGACGUCUGAAAUGUGAAUUUAGUGAGUUUGUACAGCUAGCAAUAAUACUUGGCAGAAAAGAAGGAAUGUGGAUGGGAAAAGAAAGCAAUUGCCAAUUUUGGGGGGAAAUGAAAUUUAUAGUUCAUUAUUCAUUUCAAUAAAGGUGCACGCCAUUUGUAGGAGAAUGGAAAAUGUAUAAAUGUAUGUAUGUAUGGCAUCUUUCCGUCUGCGGGAGACGAUAGAUUAUUUUUAUUGCUUGCAGCUCUUAACAAUUGUUGUGAAUGGUGAGACCAAUCCUCGAAUGGCAGUCUCUCUUACAUUUCCCACACACGAAUGAGGCGGAUCAGUAUUUAACGGCCUUCCUCCUCGCUCUUUUUGCAGCUGUUUCCACCCUGUUUUGAUCCUCGGCAUGUAGUGAUCCUGCAUUCACGAUGCCCCGCCAUGAGGAUCGAUCCUCUGCCAGCUCCUUCCAGUUUGAGAUGUCGAUGUUGGCCGUCUUCAUGUCUCUUUUGCAUAUGUCUAAGUAUCUCAGACGAGGCGUUCCAACUGACCUUUUCCCUGACGCAAGCUCGCUGUAUAGCACGUUCUUGGUAUGCGACCAGGUUGCAUUUGCUUGACGUGUUCAAGCAAGCGGAGGCCUCUUUGGAUUAACAUGGCUUGGACGCUAAGCAUGUUUGUUUGGGACAGGACUUCCGUGUUAGGGACAUUGUCUUGCCAUUUAAUGUCAAGGAUGUGGCGCAGGCAUCUGAGGCGAAAGCCACUGAGCCUUCUUUCGUGUUUAGAGUAUGUGGUCAACAACUCGCAUCCAUACAGAAAUGUGCUCAGUGCGCAGGCCUGGCACACCUGCAGCUUAGUUCUUGUUGUGCGUUUGGCGUUUGAUCAGACUUUUUUCUUCAGUCUGGCCAUAACAGUUGCGGUCUUCCCUAUCCUUCCACUUAUCUCAUCCUCCAUUGAGAGGGUGCUCGAUAUGUUGGAUCCCAGAUAUGUGAAUCUGUCAACAGUAUCCAAGUCGUAGUCGUCGAUGGCGAUAGUGGGGAGUGAGUCAGCGCCCUGUUCCAUAAUGUUAGUUUUCUUUAGGCUAAUUUUCAGGCCAAACUCUUUGCAGGCAGUGGAUAGGCUGAAUACGAGGCUCUGCAGGCCGUCUGCUGUGUGAGAUACCAAAGCGGCAACUUCUGCAAACAAGAACUCCCGCAGCAUGACCUUUCUUGUUUUAGUCUUAGCUCUAAAGCGGGCAAUGUUGAAAAAUUUGCCGUCAUCUCUAGUGUGGAUGUAUAUCCCCUCGCUGUUGUUCUGAAAGGCAUACUGGAUUAGGAUGGAGAAAAAAGAUUGCAAAUAAAGUAGGAGCCAGCACGCAACCUUGCUUUACUCCACUACUCACUGGAAAAGCUUCUGAGGCAGCACCAUUAUAACACACUGUGCCAUGCAUGUUUUCGUGGAACUGCUUGAUGAUGUUAAGCAGUCGUGUAGGGCAGCCUAUUUUUUUGAGGAUCUCAAACAGGCCGUUUCUGCUGACAAGAUCAAAAGCCUUAGUGAGUUCGACAAACGCAAUGUAUAAAGGCAUAUAUUGCUCCCUGCACUUCUCCUGCAGCUGGCGCAGAGAGAAAAUCAAGUCUAUGGUUGACCUACCAGCGCAAAAACACAUUGCGAUUCUGGGAGUACACCCGAUGAUAGGGUCUUUAGGCGUGUUAUUGCAACUCGGGCGAAAGCCUUUCCAACUAUGCUGAGGAGGGACAUUCCACGAUAGUUGUUGCAGUCACUCUUGUCUCCUUUAUUUUUGUACAAUGUAACGAUGUUUUCAGCUUUCAACCCAUGUGGUAGCUGUGCCUGUUCCCAGCACAGAGUAAGGAGAUCGUGCAAGGGCCGUAAUAGUACUCCUAAAUGUAUAAAUAGUAAUCGAUUUAUCGUGCUAUCUAAACAAAUAAAAUAUCACUUCAUUUAACAGUGAGAUUUUAACCAUUGGCACAAAAUUAUUUAUGACAAUACUGCUGGGGAACAGAACCCGGGCACGUUAAGAUGAAGCCUUAAAAAUCUUUGUUGUGUCACCUUUGAAGCUGGCAACUUUAGUAGAGGUGAUACGGUGAUCUAGAUGUAUCAGCAUAGUUAUUUUUUAUUUGUACGCCUUUGUUUCUGACAAUCUCUUUCACGUCAUCAGAUUUCCACAUUAUAAAAACAAAUGACAGCAUUAAAGCUAAGCGCAAAACAAAUGACUUCAUUAAAGCUAAACACAAACAACUGACUUAAAGAAAGCUAAACACAAAAUAUGACAAAAUUAAAGUUUAACACAAGACAAAUGACCGAAUGAAAUAUAAACACAAAACAAAUGACCUAUUGAAAGCUAAAUACAAAACAAAUGACAGAAUGUAAGCUAAACACAAAAGAAUUUACGGAAUGAAAGCUAAACACAAAAAAGGACCUAAUGAAAGCUAGAUACAAAGCAAAUGACCUAAUGAAAAUUAAACACAAAAAAAUGAAUUUUAAAAGCUAAACACAAAAUAAUUUAGGCAAUGAAAGCUAAAUAAAAAAUCAAAUGUCAAUACAAAAGCUUAACAAAACAAAUAACAGAAUGAAAGGUAAACACAAAACAAUUUAGGCAAUGAAAGGUAAACACAAAACAAUUUAGGCAAUGAAAGGUAAACACAAAACAAUUUAGGCAAUGAAAGGUAAACACAAAACAAUUUAGGCAAUGAAAGGUAAACACAAAACAAUUUAGGAAAUGAAAGGUAAACACAAAACAAUUUAGGCAAUGAAAGGUAAACACAAAACAAUUUAGGCAAUGAAAGGUAAACACAAAACAAUUCAGGCAAUGAAAGGUAAACACAAAACAAUUCAGGCAAUGAAAGGUAAACACAAAACAAUUUAGGCAAUGAAAGGUAAACACAAAACAAUUUAGGCAAUGAAAGGUAAACACAAAACAAUUCAGGCAAUGAAAGGUAAACACAAAACAACUGACAGAAUAAAAUCUAAACUCAAAAAUAAUAAAAUGUCAGAAUAAAAACUAAAUACAAAAUAAAUGACCUAAUGAUGGCUAAACACACAAAAAAAUGACUGAAGUAAAGUUAAAUUAAAAACAAAUGACCUAAUGAAAUCUAAACCCAAACCAAAUGAGAGACUGAAAGCUAAACACAACAAAAUAUGAAAUAAAGGCUUAACACAAAACAAAUGACGGAAUGAAAGCUAAGCACAAAACAGAUAGCAGAAUAAAAGCUAAGUACAAAACAAAUGACACAAUGAAAGCUAAAUACAAAAAAAAAUGAUAAAAUGAAAGCUUAAUAAAACAUAAAUGACCUAAAGAAAUAUAAACACAAAACAAAUGACUUAAUGAAAGCUAAAUACAAAACAAAUGACAGAAUGAAAACUAAAUUUUAAAAAAAGAUUCAGCAUGGAAGCUUAACACAAACAAAUGACAGAAUGAAAGCUAAAUACAAAUAAAAUGACAGAAUGAAAACUAUUUUUUUUUAAAUGUCAGAAUGGAAGCUUAACACAAAACAAAUGACAGAGUGAAAGCUAAAUACAAAACACAUGACAGAAUGAAAGCUAAAUACAAAAAAAUGACAAAAUGAAAGCUAAAUAAAACACAAAUGACUAAAUGAAAGCUAAAUACAAAACAAAAGACAGAAUGAAAACUAAAUUUAAAAAAAAAAAAAAGAAUGGAAGCUUAACACAAAACAAAUGACAGAAUGAAAGCUAACAACAAAAUAAAUGAAAAAAUAAAAGCUAUAUAUAAAACAAGAAAAAAUAAAAAAAAAAAAAAAAAAAAAUGAAAAAUAAAAAAAACAAAAAAAACUAAAAGAAAACAAAAAACAAAACAAAAGACAAAAAAAAAACAAAAUUUAAAAAAAAAAAAAAGAAUGGAAGCUUAACACAAAACAAAUGACAGAAUGAAAGCUAACAACAAAAUAAAUGAAAAAAUAAAAGCUAUAUAUAAAACAAGUGCUAGAAUGAAAACUAAAUACAAAACAAAAGAGAUAAUGAAACGUAAACUCAAAACAAAUGACAGAUUUAAAGCUAAAUACAAAACAAAUGACAGAAUGAAAACUAAUUUUUUUUUUUUAAAUGUCAUAAUGAAAGUGUCAAGUUGUUAGAAUCCCUGAGCGGCUGUUUAGUGCCAGGCGAACUAUAAGUUCUGGUAUAGCGUAGGGAUACAAAGGGAAAGAGGGUAGUUCGGUAGCGUGUGCAGGUGGUCAGUUGGUCAGUAGAGCAGGGAGAGCUAGUGGGGUAGGACGCUGAACGCAUAAGCGUUAUUGUUAGGUAGUGUUUGUUAGUUGGUGUUAGUAGUAGUAAUAGUAGUAGUAAAUAGUAGUGUUAUGAUCCAAGUAGUAGGUGUAGUUCUUUGGCUAAACUUGUUAGCAGAACCAACACUACUAAUCGGAGAACGUAUUAGAUUAGAGAGUGAUGAAAUAAAAGCUUAGAACUAAUAACUCAAAGAACUCUUGUGUCCAGUGUUUGUGUACAGUGUACUCUUGUAUACUGGUUUAUAGUGAGUGUGUGUUAGUAAUUUAUCAUACCCCUAGGCCUAGACAACGGAGACGACACCAUCAAACACUAUUUUAAAUAAGCAAUUCUUGACAGAAAGCUUAACACAAAACAAAUGACCGAAUGAAAGCUAAACACAAAAUAAAUGAAAAAAUAAAAGCUAUAUACAAAUCAAGUGCUAGAAUGAAAACUAAAUACAAAACAAAUGACAUAAUUAAACCUAUACACAAAACAAAUGACUUAAUGAAAGUUAAAUUCAAAACAAAAAACCUAAUGAAAUCUAAACACAAAACAAAUGAAAGAAUAAAACUUUAACAUAAAACAAAUACCAGAAUGAAAGCUAAACACAAAACAAUUUGUACAAAUUUUUCUUCUUUCAGGUUUUGAAGCAAACAUUUCUACUUAUGUUUACCAAUAUGGUAAGCACGUUUCAAUUUCUUAUUAUUUUACUGACUAGCUUUACACAUAGUGGAAAGAUAUAUAAAGGCCUUAUUAUAGAAAAGCAAAAUAAGAUACCGAAAAUUUUUGCGAUUGUUUAAAUAAAAACAGAAAUAGAAAAUUAUUGGACAGACUCAAACACGCAUGCACGCACACAAUUAUACACACACAUAAACAGACUCACACAAACACACACAAACAGACACACACUAAACUGUAAACAACGAAACACACAUAAAAACAUAUGCGCGAUACAUAAUACACAGGCACAUAAUAAAAACUCACCCCACAAUUUCUAACACACACACGCAUAAACUCGCAAACACACAAACACACAUGAGAUCACAACCUCACAAACACAUAUACUCACACCCUUAGACAGCUAUGCCUUCUACAUUAGAUAUUCAGGCUUAAAUGAUUUUAUGUGUCCUUCCCCAGUGCUUGAUCACACCUCUCUUAUAGCUGCGGGAGCCGUUAUUCUGGGGAUCUUGUUGUUUGGAAUUUUGAUCUGCAUCAGUAAGUACGCACAAUAA